UUGGAACUGGUGGUAUAUAGCCUCAAUGAGAUUUCCAUUUUUCGUUGUGCAGAAAAAUGGCGGCAAAUCAACCACAAAAACGAUUGAAAAGAGGACGUUCUUUUAGUCAAAUACACAGUCGCCUGAUGAAAUUUAAAAAUGAAAUUUUCAUUGCGAUGGAAAAUCUUAGGACGGAUCGGUGGAUAACCUUUUGCUUUGUAAAAAUCCUUCAUUGUAACGGUGCAUACGCAUGUAGCUUUUCAAAGGCUUGGUGCAAGACCCAGAGAAAUCUCGACGAUGUCGAUGAAAACAAACGGUUAAUCGUAUUGCUUCCUGAUUUAUUUGACUUUGAGAUUAUUACCAACUUUUUGGAAAAGGGUGGUGACAUUGAAAACAAAAUGACAGACAGCCAGCUAACCGCUUUCGACAGACUGAUCACAUUUUUUGAAAAUAUAGAUGAAACCUCUAAAAAAAUUGAGGAUGCAAGGGCUAAAGCCUUCAAAGGAAGCAGUUGGGCAGCAGUACUUGGUGUUCACGUUCUUAGACAGCUUGCAGUUUCAAAUGAGAUGAUGAUUGACUCUGGUUAUGCUGAUCAUACAUCGGAGUGUCCCUGUGGAUGUCGAACUCCACUUCGUGUUGGAGACAACAGCAUUGGUCACAAGGAUGUCUGGCAUGGGAGUCUGGAUAUCAUUUUGGGACCUGUUGCAGUAAUUGCGCAAUCCACAGAUGACUUGCAUGAAGAAAGCAGCACAGAGUUUGAAUGGAAAACUGGAGAAUUAGAAGAAUCCCGAAAUCAAAUAAUUGCAGAAAGUAUUGUGUUUUCUUUUUUUCAGAGAACUGGGUUGAUUCCAACAUUGGGAAUUUAUUCAAAUGAAUUCAAAGUAUUUAUGUAUGAUCCGCAUUAUGAUUUGUUAUAUGAGAGUUCAGAAUUGUCUUUGUUUGAUGGACGGGGUGAUUUGAAAAGCACAUCAGUUUUUGCCCUUUGGCUUGUUAUAAAUCAUGCACAAUUUUGUACUGGUGUAAAGAGUUGUCACGAAACACUUGGUUACAUAGCUGACUUUCAGUCACUAGUUCAAAAGCCUGCACUUUCAAUAUAUGAAACAGAAUUGCAAAGGGGCGGUUGUAAGCAUGAAAAGAGCUCUGUUUGGAAAUAUUCUGCUUUUGAUGUAACUGGAAAGUACAAAAUAAUUGAAUAAAGAAAGUAUAUUGGGUAUUUUUUAGCUCCAUCGAGCUUAUGCCAUGUCACUUUCUUCAUCAUGCAUUUAAAAAACCCAUCUUUCCUGAAACUAUUACCUGGACUCUUUAGAAACAUAUUUUUGUCGAGCCCACUUGCAGUGAGCUCGACAUAGUUCUUAAAAUUGGUUGUUCGGUCUAUGUGCAUCCGUCUCUCCAUCCAGAGCUUGUCCGGAGCGUAACUCUGUAAUUAAUUGUCAUAAACUUAAGUGCUUAUGUUGAGCUUAUGUGAUAGACCUGUGCCCGGUGGUGGUGGUCAACAUUAGAUGUUUUACAAAGUUAUAAGUCUUAUGCAUAUACACUUAUGCUCAUUAAGACUAUUUUUUACACAUUACAAUUAUGCCUAGAUUUGAUAUAUCUGUAACAACAGUUAAUUCAUAGUUUAUUUAAUUUUGAAAAAUUAGUGAUGUUAUUAUUUGUUGUUGAAGAUAACAUUUAUUGUAGCAUUGUGUGUAGUUUACUGUUUAUAAAUAAGAACAAGAUGAAUGUUUGCAUUGUAUUGCUUUUGUUGUGUUUUACACUUGAUUUAAAGUAUAACAAUUUAUAAUACAAACAAUGCGAACAAUGAUAACUGUUAAUUAAUUUUAUUUCAGUGUGUGUAUAUUAUUGAAUGCACACAUUCGAAUUGAAACGUAAUAUGCAAUUCAUGUUAUGUACAUUUAUUGUUAGGUAUAUGGUGAUUUUAAUGGUGAUUGCUCAGGUGAGCUUUUGUGAUCGGUUUUUGUCCGUCUGUCGUCCACAUUUGGUUUGUGAACACUCUAGAGGCCACAUUUUUUGUCCGAUUUUCAUGAAACUUGGUCAGAAGAUUUGUCCCAAUAAUACCUCGAUCGAGUUUGAAAGUGGGUCAUGCUGGGUCAAAAACUAGGUCAAAAAAAGAAAAAUUUGUAAACACUAUAGAAGUCACAUUUCAUGCCCAAUCUGCAUGUUACUUUGUCAAAAUGUUUGUCUUAAUGAUAUGUUGGUUGAGUUCAAAAGUGGUUACAGUCCGUUGAAAAACAUGGCCACCAGUGGGCUGGGCAGUUUAUCUUAUUUGGCUAUAGAGAAACCUUGUCAACACCCUAGAGGCCACAUUUCUUGUCUGAUCUUCAUGAAACUUGGUCAGAACAUUUGUCCCAAUGAUACCUGGAUCGAGUUCGAAACUGGGUCAUGCUGGGUCAAAAACUAGGUCACUAGGUCAAAAAAAGAAAAUCUCAUUAACACUGUAGAAGUCACAUUUUACGUCCAAUCUUCAUGCUACUUUGUCAAAAUAUUUGUCUUAGUGAUAUGUGGUUGAGUUUAAAAGAGGUUCCGGUCCAUUGAAAAACACGGCCGCCAGUUGGCGGGGCAGUUUUUCUUAUUUAGCUAUAGAGAAACCUUGUGAACACUCUAGAAGUCACAAGUUUUGCCCAAUUAUCAUGAAACGUGGUCAAAACAUUGGUUUUGUUGAAAUCUUGGACGAGUUUGAAAAUGGUCCAGAUCGGUGAAAAAACAUGGCCGCCAGUGGGCGGGGCAGUUUCCUGUAUAUGUAUAUAGUGAAAACAUAUGAACACUCAAGAAGUCACAUUUUUGGCCCAAUUUUCAUGAAAUUUGAUCAGAAGAUUUGUUUCCCAGAUACGAGAGUUGAGUUCGAAAAUGGUUCCGGUCCAUUAAAAAACAUGGCUGCCAGGCGGGGUUGGCGCAUUUUCCUUAUAUUUAUAUAGUAAAAAAAGGUUGUGAACACUCUAGAAGUCACAUGUUUUGCCCAAUCAUCAUGAAACUUGGUGAAAACUAUGGUUUUAUUUAUUUCUUAGACGAGUUCGAAAAAGGUCCGGAUUGGUCAAAUCAUCAUUUUGAAUGAUAAAUAAUCAUAUUAUAACGAACAAUCAACUUUUCUGAAUUUUUUUUUCACUAUUAAAUAUAUUUAUAUAACAAGGUAUCCAACUCAAAAUCACCCGAAAACAGGGUGCAUCGCUUUGAACAGCCAUGACUUCAUCAAUUGUGCAGCGGUUUUCACGAUCUCGAUCUUAUUCAAUGCAGAAAUUAAUUUUUGUUGUCAGAAAAGUUGAUUAUUCGUUAUUAUAUGAUUAUUUAUCAUUCAAAAUUGUGGUUUCACUAAUUAAUAUCAUAGCCACACGCUAACCACCUUUGGGGCCAUGUUGGCCCUCUUGUUUAAUGUACCUUUCUGUUCCGGAUUGCUGGUUGUUGUUUUUGCCAUCGCCCAAAUCAUCAUCUGUGUUGCAACAACUAAAAAAACCUAUAUAAUUUUUAUGAUCAAUAAAACUAUGUAAUAA
Molecule: messenger RNA, 3461 nt
Organism: Dreissena polymorpha
Lineage: Eukaryota; Metazoa; Mollusca; Bivalvia; Myida; Dreissenidae
Exons: 3
Coding region: 57-1175 (372 amino acids)
Source: RefSeq, a predicted model, not a curated record